Molecule: messenger RNA, 1849 nt
Organism: Trichoplusia ni (cabbage looper)
Lineage: Eukaryota; Metazoa; Arthropoda; Insecta; Lepidoptera; Noctuidae
Exons: 1
Coding region: 305-1027 (240 amino acids)
Source: RefSeq, a predicted model, not a curated record
ACAAAUGUCAAACGCAGUCUGACUGACACUGACACAACUGACAGGAGAGACAACAAGACAACAAAGUAUCAAAAUAAAAUAAUAUUAUUGUUUAAAAUUUAUUAAGUACCUACUUAUAAAAUAAUUAGUGACCUACCAUAACAGGUAAUCAUAAUAUCAUAAAGUCUACGUCUUAUAAGUCUUGGUCUACGUGUUAUCGGUUGAAACAUUGUAAACCUGCAGUUUUCGUUGGUUAUCAUAACCUGAAGUGAGUCUGUCUCGAGUUCUAGUAGUAUAAAAUUGAAGAAUAUUGAAAUAAUCAAAAAUGUCCGAUGAUAAAAAAAUCGAUGAGUCUGCUAUUAAGGGAUGGACGAAGGAAGAAAAAUUUGAUUUAAUGGUAGCUCUAAAAACCUGUGGAUCACACGAAACCAAUAAAUUAAUUGAAUAUGUAACAACAAGAUCGUUAGAAGAAAUCGAAGCAGCUGUCUUUUAUUAUAAACAAUUAGCACUUAGGCAUCCAUUGUUUGAAUCCAAAUGUAAGGUAGAAAAGACUAGACAAAGUCGUAAACCACGUAUGCCUCUGACAGGCUGGGCCAAGCUGCUUACAGACUCUUUAAAAUUCAAUGAACUCCGAACAGAAACAUCAACUGCUGUGAGAUUGAUUGCAGAUUUAGAAACACUGCCCCCGCCUUUGUGCACGGGUGGUGUAGAUUUUCGACAAGUAUAUCACCAAGUAGCCAAUGCUUUAGAAGGAAAACAAUUGACUACAGAUUUGGUAACUGGUGCAGUGCUUCACAGAACCAUAACUGAGACAGCUUUAGCUAGUAAAGCAUUUAUUAAAAAUACUGCUUACAAGUAUGUACUAAAUGAAAUUGAUUUGUCUGAUAAAGCAAUUAACAUGUUUCCUAGACCUACUGAGGAUCAAGAGCUUUCUGUAGUCCGCCAUUUAGCGGCCCAAAGGAGUUACAACCCAUUGAGGGUGGCUGAAGAGUACCUUCGUCCUACAUGCCAAGUGGCAUGGACUUCUGCACAGAUUAAAGCUGACUGAGGUUUGCUCCGGACUCUCAAGUCCCAAGCUGAUGUCAGCUCAGAUGAGAGUGACGAUUAUUAAAUAAUUGAAAAACAACAGACCAUUCAAACAGUUUUAUAAACCAGAUGAAAGAUUUUGACUAGUGUUUAUGUGUUUACAAUUAUAUGUAUAGUGACAAGUUAAAACAUAAUUUUAUGCACAUUCAAACAGCAUUUACCUGUGAAAUUACAUAAGCAAGUAGGCAAUUAUUGCCAGUAUAAUAUUGGCUUAUUAAAUAAAUGUUAAAAUAUAGAUUUCUCUUAUAUUGACAGUGAAUAAAGGAAGAAAAGAAGAUGAAAAAGGCUGGAAAAUUUUUACAUUUGCUUGUUAGAUAUUUGAGGAAAAUGCAAUAUUUUCAUUUACAUGUACACCAUUAGUGUUAGUACUGAAUCAACUGUUGCAUUAUUUGUGCUAACAUACAUAAACUAUUGAACUUCAGUGACUAAUUAACUUUAUAAUUACUACGAUUUAAGCAACUCUUCUCUCUGUUUACUAUAAAUGUUAAAAAUGUUUCAAAUAUUGUUAAAUAUUACUAUUAUGUACUGUUUCAUAUGCAUAAGACAUUACAUUCAGAAAUAUGUGUUAAUUUUAAAUGCAUGUGAUGUUUAGUUUUGUAGCUCUUGUAAUUGUUUGAUAAUGUUAUGUGGCAUAGGAUCAAUUAACCCUUUAGAGCAUUGUAGCCAAUGUAGCCAUUAUAAGCAUUACAGCAUCGCGUCGGUACAUUUGCCUAAUCCAAACUAAUAUUAUAAAUGCGAAAGUAACUCUGUCUGUCUGUCUGUCUUUCUGUCUGUCUGUCUGUCU